This is a messenger RNA of Anoplophora glabripennis (Asian longhorned beetle), 1388 nucleotides long. Its product is annotated as caspase-2-like. The record is from RefSeq and is a predicted model, not a curated record. Gene Ontology annotation, biological process: regulation of apoptotic process; proteolysis. Bases 94 to 1329 code for a protein of 411 amino acids. Gene Ontology annotation, molecular function: cysteine-type endopeptidase activity. The transcript has 6 exons. NCBI's taxonomy places the organism in Eukaryota, Metazoa, Arthropoda, Insecta, Coleoptera, Cerambycidae.
UUCAGGUGUGUUUAUUGUUUGUGUUUGUGAUUUAAUUUAUAUAUACAUAUACAUAUGUACCUUAGUUGUUCAUAAUAUCAAAAAAUUGGAAUUAUGUUGGAAGAAAAUAAAGAUCUAAUAAUUAAAAACUUCCUUAUAUUAAUGAAAGAUUGUAAUGUUGACGUUUUAAAACAGUUGUUAGUUGACAAAGGAAUAUUUUCCCAAUCUGAAAUCAUUCAAAUUUUUUCGAGUAAUGAUGCAAGGCACAAUAAAAGGAUAUUUUUCUUCAAUAUUCAGAAGAAAGAACAAAACGCUUUUAAUGUAUUAGUAGAAUCUUUAAAGAAAACUAACCAGCAUAAUAUUGUAAAAUUAUUAGUUCCGGAAGCUAAAGGCUGCAAAACAUUUUCUCUUCCACCGGAAUCAAAUGCAGAUGAUGAUUAUUUGAAUGAAAAUAUACCGCUUCAUGUAAGCAGCGACACAACGUCUUUAACUGUUAAAGUUGUAAGAGCAAAUGAAUUUUUGGAUACUGAGGCUCAUAACAAAAAAAUUGAAUUCUAUAGUAGUAGAUCAAAGAAGAGAGGAAAAGUACUCAUUAUUAAUAACUUUGAUUAUGCAGAUAAAAAAGAGCACCCUUAUCGAAAUGGUGCCCAAGUUGAUAACGCUAAUCUUCAGGAAUUAUUUAACCAGAUGGGAGGAUGGGAAAUAAAUCUUAUAAAUAAUGCGACUGUCGAGCAAAUGGUCCAUCGAUUAAUAUUGUUUACUCAAGAUAAGGAAAAUAAACAGUAUGAUAUUUGUUUUGUAAUUAUAAUGGGCCAUGGAGAAGAGCAAUCCAAUCGGACAAUUAUAUUUGGAAUAGAUGGAAAAUUUAUUUCUUCGGAAGAUGUGCAGAAACAUUUUACAAAUGAAAAAUGCAAAAGUUUUAGAGGAAAACCAAAAGUAUUUUUAUUCCAGGUGUGCAGGGGAUCUGCACUUGAUCACACAAUCCGACAUACAGAGACUGAUUCAGCAUUACGUUCUGGUCCUUCUAGUGAUUAUCAAAAGAUAGAUAGUCAUAUUCGAACCAAAGAAGAUAUGUUAAUUGGUUUUGCAACAUUACAUGGUUUUAAAGCUCACCGAGAUCCAAAUCGUGGCUCGUGGUAUGUAGAACUUAUAUGUAAACAUUUUAUGAAUGAAGCCCGGACAUAUUCUGUAAAUUUACUGUUACAAAUGGUUGAUCAGGAUUUACGAAGAAGAAUGUCAGAAAUCGGAACAAUGCAGACAGCACCGUUUAAUAAUGAAGGCUUUAAAAAUCUAUAUUUAAAUCCAGGAAUAUAUUACGAAGAUGGUAGUUUGAAACAUUUUCAUGGUUGAAUUAUUUUAUACAUACAUUUAUUAGAUUUUAUAACAUUAAUAAUUGUUAUUUUUCAACA